UCAGUACUCAAAACACAUUACCCACCAACUUUCAAGACACCCGAAUCAGCAAAGGCAAAUCAUACUUUCAAGGAACCCGAAUCACAUCAACAUACGUCAAAAUGGAUCAUAGAUUGUCAAAACAUGAUAACGGAGUUGCGAUUAAAUCAGGUAGGGGACUGCUAUUAUCUAAACCUUACGAAAGAGAAGGAAGUUUUGCAGUCGGCAUUAAAAAUCAUGCGAGUUCUGGGCCCAAAUUAAUUGAAAUAAUGAAACAGAAGUUGAGUCAUGGUGUCAAAAUGAUUCAACUCGGCAGUCAAGGUAAAAUCUUUAGGAAAACCUUUGGCACCAGAGAGGAAGAGAAACUGUUACAGGCUUCCCAAUGCUACUUGUACACUACAGCAGGCGAGCUGCUAAAGUUCCAAUAUAAGGUGUCAAUCCCGUUAGGAAAGAUAAAAGGAGUAAGAGAAAGCGUGAACAUGAAGAGGCUAUCAUAUAACUACGUGGAGGUCGUGACUGUUGACGAUUUCAGCUUUUGGUUUCUGGGCUUUGUGAAUUAUAAGAAAACAUUAAGAUACGUCCGUCAUGCAAUCGGCUUGAGUGCUUAA
This is a messenger RNA of Lactuca saligna, 587 nucleotides long. Lineage: Eukaryota; Viridiplantae; Streptophyta; Magnoliopsida; Asterales; Asteraceae. The record is from the annotation of a GenBank genome assembly.